Molecule: messenger RNA, 1832 nt
Organism: Physcomitrium patens
Lineage: Eukaryota; Viridiplantae; Streptophyta; Bryopsida; Funariales; Funariaceae
Source: RefSeq, a predicted model, not a curated record
AUGAGAGCGGGUGGCGAUGGAACCAAUGGGCCAACCUCACUCAGAAAGAUCACAGGUACGACGCAGCAGACAUUGCGGAAACAUUGACCAUCCAGUUGCACUUCGGGCACAGUCCUGCAACACCCAGCCGUGUUCUUUGCUCGGAUAUGAUUCUCUUGCUUCGGGUAUAUCGCUUGCCUCGUCUAGCUGUGUGUAGGCUCCAUCUGAUUCGUGAACAUCGGCAGUGGAAGCUUGAACAGUCUCCUUUGACCCGAAUUCGUUUGGAAUGCGUGAUUGGCGAUUGAGGGCUAGGGGGUGUUUCUGAAAAUGUGGCGACAUUGUGGAACUCUCCUCCCCGACGGACUCUGCAGUGUAGGAAAGUAGAAUCGAUUUGGAAGGCGGGAUCCUUCACGUGUUGAAUUUUUGUUUUGGUUGGAGACAGCGAAGGACCUUGGAUUCAGUUUUCGCUUGGGAUUUUGACCUAGGUUUUCAGCAGAGUUGCAACAAUGUGGCCUCAGCUGGCAUGUGGUAAGCUGUCGGCGACAUGGGUGAUGAAUCCGCAGGCAGUCGCAGGGUUAGGCCUUGACAUGUCACAUGUGGCCGUUGUGGCCGUAGGAGGGUUUCCAAGAGCAUGGCGGCGGCAGGAGAAUUGGCAGGGAUGUGUGAUAAAUGUGGGAAAGUGUACGAUGCGAGGUAGACAGGUUGCGCCGGUUCGAUUUGCUGCCAUGAGCGGGAAUGACGCUGCGGAGAUGGCACAAUUGAGGUUAACCAGAAAUUCGGACGGCGUAGGAUGUGGUCCUGCGCGAGUGGAGGAGGGUUUGGUGUCCUCUGUGGGCACGGCUUCCCCGGCUCCUAUCUCGUUUCGGGAUUGGCACAUGGCUGAUAAGCAGCUGUUGGUCAUUUCUGCCGCUGCUUUUGCGACUACGGGAUUUAUGGCCAUUUUACUUGCAGCCGCUAUUCCAAGUCUAUUGGCAAUUAAGAAGGCUGCUGAAGCAUUGGAGAAGCUGGCAGAUACAGCGAGAGAGGAAUUGCCUGGCACCAUGGCGGCUAUUAGAUUGUCAGGCAUGGAGAUCAGCGACCUCACAAUGGAGCUCAACGAAUUAGGGCAAGAGAUUUCCAAGGGAGUUCGAAGUUCAGCUCGUGUACUUUCAUCUGCGGAGUCUGGAAUGCGGCAAGUGGGUGGUGUUGCUUCCAAUGUGUGGCAGGAGCAAGCAGUCAUUCCGGCACAAUCAAUGCAGCCAAUACUGGCCAGAACCGCAAAACAAGUGCGGGAAAGCCUGGUUCAAACUCGGACUCUCAUUCAUAACUUGCAAGUUCUGUCACGUGUCUCAGGGUGGAUCGGGUCCCUUCAAGGUCGUACUCCUAUAUUAAUUGUACCUACCCAGAAAAAAGAUCACAAAUCUUGAAGACUAGGAAUCUGCCGAUCAUUUCUACAUGGUAACGGCGAUCGCCCUUUGCGAGGAGGUGAUGGACUUGAAUGAAUGUUGAGUUACCUCUCGGUCAGAAUUGUAGAUUUAAAUGGCUUCUCUGGCCAGGUGCGCCUCUCUUUGGCUGGUCUGCACCAUUGAAUAUCAUGGUCGAGAUAGACUCUGUUGUUUCAUGAACAUAUUAGAGCAUGGAUUAUACAAGUAGAUCGGAUGCAGGAUGGAAAUGUCAAAUAUUGCUUUUAGUUCCAUCUGUUAUGCUGACCUCAACAGUAUGUAGAUCACAACAGUCCUUACCACUCUAGGGACCUAAAAGCAUUGUUCAGAUUGUGAAGUAACACAAUAGUGAACUCUUUGUGCCAAGUGUAAGUCUUGCAAAACCAUCUGAAAACUGGAAACUGUAAUUUAACAUUUGGGUUGCACAACUCA